This is a messenger RNA of Truncatella angustata, 1992 nucleotides long. RefSeq lists its product as uncharacterized. Gene Ontology annotation, molecular function: oxidoreductase activity. The coding region runs from base 387 to 1607 and encodes 406 amino acids. NCBI's taxonomy places the organism in Eukaryota, Fungi, Ascomycota, Sordariomycetes, Amphisphaeriales, Sporocadaceae. The record is from RefSeq and is a predicted model, not a curated record. The transcript has 7 exons.
GCGAGAGCCUGGCCCUCUAUACUACUCAUAUCAUGCAGAAUUGUGCAUUGCUCUUUUCGUGUGCGGACCAUCUUAAGUAUAGUCACUUAUUUGGUGUGGUAGGCGAAUGCUACCACAGCAAGGAUGUCUCCAAUAAUUGCUCACAUUGUUUCCGGGUUGGAAGGCUCAACCCGAGUCGCCCACGCUUGCUCCUCCCCAUUGAAUGCUACUCCUGUGAUUAAACCAGGUUGUUCACCAUCAUCAUUGCGGGCUUUUCCACGUGCAGUGGCGUUCAUCUCCUGCUUCACGUUGCCUGAAGGGACCGAUAAAAUCCACUUCUAGAAUACAAGUAGGAAUACCGGCUUCUUGGCUUUAGAAAAGGGGUUUAAUACAUCGGAACAGUCAAGAUGCACCUCUGCUUAUGCACCUCGCUCUUGGUGCUGAUAGCCAUCAAAGCAGCAGCCGCCUAUGUCCCUGAGUCAACAACCCAGACGGAUCGUCUUGCAGGACUGAGCCUCAUCAAGCUCACGUCUGUUGUUGCAGAUGGCACACUCAAGAAACAACUAGCUAAGAAAGGUGUGCACCAGUCAUGCAGCAUCUCCAAUCUUGCUAUCAGAAGAGAGUAUUCCACGCUUUUGGACGAGGAGAAGCUUACAUACACAAAUGCUAUCAAAUGUCUUAUGGGCGCGCCGUCCAAGAUACCCACUGAUGUUGCUCCUGGUGCCAAGUCGCGUUAUGACGAUUUUGUCGCCAUACACAUUAAUCAGACAAAGACAAUCCACAACACGGGCAACUUCUUUUCAUGGCAUCGGUACUUUACAUGGGCAUUCGAGAAAGCCCUCCAAGAUGAGUGCGGCUACCAGGGUACUAUACCCUACUGGAACUGGGGAAAGUCAGCAGUGGACCCCAUUGAUUCGCCUUAUCUAGACGGCAGCCAAUACUCACAAGGCGGGAAUGGCAUAUGGGCGCCUCACAACUGUACAAGACCUGGCUCACUCUAUGCACCAUGCAUUUCACCCGUCGUCGAAGGCCGUGGCGGUGGCUGCGUUGAGACUGGUCCUUAUGUAGGUGUUGAAGCCAACAUCUCUUCCGUAGAUACCUGGUUCGAUUAUCCGAACGUCGUAGCAGGACCUUUCUUGGGUUAUCAACCGCGAUGUAUGAGGCGCGACAUCCUUCCCGAAUUCACAGUGAAAUGGGCCACAGACGCACACCUAUUGGAUUUGCUUACCAACUCUUCAUAUAAUACGAUUGGUCCAUUCCAGGACCGGCUGCAGGCCGGCACUGGUCUUCACUCUGUUGGGCAUUUCACAUAUGGCGGCGACCCGGGUGGUGACAUUUAUACGUCGCCAAAUGAUCCGAUGUUCUGGUUGCAUCACAGCAUGAUCGAUCGUACCUGGUGGAUCUGGCAAAAUGAGCAGCCUCUGGAGCGUGCAUUUCAAAUUGCAGGAACACAGACCAUGCAAGACAGCCCUCCGAGCGCGAAUGCUACAGUUGAAGACAUCAUUGACAUCGCAUUUGUCACGCCGCGUGGUGGUCCAACUUAUGGGAUCAAAAAUCAUGUCAGUACUGUCGCUGGGCCGUACUGCUACAUCUAUCCAUCGACUAACAGCAGAUAUGUAUGCACCUAAGCCUACAUCUCAUGAUGAAAGCCAUGCGUCAGGAGAAUUCAAGUUUAUCUGCGACAACGUAAAUGAUUGUAUUGACCGUAUCGACAAUUCUGAUUAGUGGGAGAUCAAAGUGUUGAAUCUCGUGGUAAACCCGACCUCAGCCGCUGUACCGUUCUGGCCCCGCGACAGAUUGGAACAUCUCAAGUCCAACGGCAAAUUAUCCGACGUCGCCUCCACAAAGGUUCUCUCUAAACAUGCUGCAACGUUGAAGGUGAUGGUUGAUCCGACGCCGUGUUUGCUUAUUUCCGCAUCGACUGCAAUGUCGGAGCAACAAGGCAAUGGUCUUAGGUAGUAGCGAUGUUAUGUGCCAACAGAGAUCAACCAUGUGCAGAGCGAUGCAGUUGAC